AUGGCAACUAAAAAGAAGUCUACAACUAGUCUAAGGCAUAAUUCAAAUACAUUAGCACCAUCAAUUCAAAUUCAUCCGAUAAGCUCAAAUAAUAGUGAUGAUGAAUCAACUACUAAUAAAGUGGGUGAUAAUGCUGAUUUUGUAUCAUUUCCAACUAUAGCAGACCCAGAAAAUCAUAAUGAUAAUUCAAUAUCUGGUUUAAUUUCGAAAACUUUAAGAAAAGUCACUACAAAUGCCACUAAUUUAGUUCAAAAUUAUUCCCCUAAACAAUCAUCUAUUCAUGCUGAUGAUGAUGUGAAAUCUAAUCAUAAUAUAGACAUAACAAAUGAUUUGGAAGAAGGAGGGAAUCAUGAAUUACCUAUUCACUUAAAUGCAUCAAAGUUUGAAGGUGAUAAAAAGUCAAUUGUAUCAACAGUCAGAAGUUUAGCUAAUCAUGAUCAUGUUGAACAAAAGAAGGACUCAUUUUCUAGUCAAAAUAAGAUAGAUCCCAUUACAGAAAUUCACAAAUCAAAAAGCCUGGAACAACAACCAAAAUUAAAUCAAGAUAAUUCACUGGUUGUACUGUCAUCUAUGAGUGUGAAUAAAGUUCGAAAAUCAACAUCAGAAGAUCAACCAAAAGUUUCAUCAGAUCAUAGAUCUCUCAGAUUGUCUACAUUACAAUUUCCAAAAAUUCAAUCAUCAAUUCCAAGUGCUACAAGUUCUGUGAUUAAUGUGAAUGCACAAGCUACAGUAGAUCCAUAUGAACUGACAAGUGAAAAUUCAACUCAAAAUAAAAAGAAAACUGAACCACAAAGAGGUAAAUCUUUAACUAGCAAAAUUUCAACAAUUUUCAAUAAUCUACCGAAUGAUAUUGAACUUUCGGAUGAUUCAGCAUCAGAUCUGGACACAGUACAUCACACUAACACAGAAGCUUCAUCUCAAAUAUCCAAGGAUGAUGGUGAUUUACCUUUGAAGGGUAAUAAUACUCAUCAGCUACAAUAUGAUUUGGCAUCGCUUUAUGGUGAAUCAAUAUCUAGACCAUCACCAAUUCGAGUCAGCUCCAAGAGAAAAUCAAUAAUAUCUUCCACAUUAGGUGCAUCACCUACUGUAUCAUCUUUUCAAGCAAUUCAAGAUAAAGACCAUAAUGCAAUUAAAAAAAAAUCUUCAAAUUUUUCAACCUUAUUUUUGGAUAAUGCUAAAACCAUAAUUAAUCAAAACCUCAAUGUCGUAACAUCAUCUGCAUCAUCAAUUGUUGGAACUAGGCGAAAGAAAAAGAAACCAAAAAAGAUAUCAGCGAAUCCAUUAAAAAAUGGUGGAAUACCCAAGAAAUAUUGGAUGAAUGAUACAUUUGUUUCAGAUUGUUUAAAUUGUUUUAAACCUUUUACUGCAUUUAGAAGAAAACAUCAUUGUAGAUUUUGUGGUCAGAUUUUUUGUUCAGAUUGUACAAUGUUUAUUUCAUAUACUCAACAUCAAGAUGAAAGAAAUAAUGUUGUUGUUAAAAAGCCUUAUAAUGAUAAACUUAGAGUUUGUAAACCAUGUUAUAGUGAUGUUAUUAUUUAUUUAAGUGAUGAUUCUUCAGGAUCAGAAUCAGAUGAUGAAAAUGAAGAAGCAAUUGAAGAUAAAUCCAAAAAUGAAGAUCUAUUGGUACCCAAUCAUCCCCUUUCGAAAAUUAGAUCAAUGUCAACUAGCUCUCAUGCAAAUAAUAAUAAUCUCCCAGAAUCAAUAAAUUCAAAACCAAGUGAGCAUGGUUCAAUCAGUGAUUCACCAUCCCGUGAUAAUACACACUUUAUUUAUCCAGAUGAAUCAAUUAAAUCUAAUCCAAAACAAGCACCUCGUAUGGCAAUUCCAACAACUAGAGCUGGUGAGUCUGUUGAAAUCCCAAUAACUAGAAAUUCAAUAAGUAAUGGUAAUCUCAUGAGACAUCCUAUUAAUAAAUAUAGUUCAAGCUUUAAAGUGGAUACUUUAGCACAUAGAAAUUUGCCACAAUCUAAUCAUGGGUCAGUAGUACCUGUGACUCCAAUUAAUCAUCAUUUAAAUCAAAUUCAUACAUUUGGAUCCUCGAGAAAAUUAAAUACUAGUUCAUCAGGUGGUAACAAACAAGAUCUCACAAUUAAUCAUAGUUUUGAAAAUAUAAACUCCUUUUACAAUAAUUAUAUGUCUAGAAAGCCAUCAUUUAAAUUAAGAUCUGCGUCGGAGAAAAGACGAAGUCAAAACGAACCAUUUACAAAUCAUGGAAUCGAGGAUGACGAAGCUGAUGUUGAAGAUUCAAGCUCAACUACAGAUAGUGAGAAUGAAAAUGUCAAUGAAUCUAGAGGCAGACAUUUUGAUCAAAGUGACGAAGAAGAUGAAAGAGCGAUGUCAUUAUAUUCUUCCCUUAAUGAUAAAAAUUAUUAUUCAUCAACACCAAUUGGAUCAAAUGCAAGUCGUUUAUAUAAUUCAACACUAACAGUUCCUACAUUAGGAGAAUUUCCAUCUAUCAAAACAAAAUUUCUGGAUUCUAGAGGUGCAACUACUCAAAAUCCAAAUAUGUUUAUGGGAAAUAAUGUAGGUUUUACAAAUUCAGCAGCAAGACCGGAGACAUUAAGAUCAAAAGCGAGAGCAAAUGCUUCUUUACAACGUAUGAGGUCUAGAAGACAAAGUAAAGCAACUAGAAAUGUUCUGAUAUUAACUCAAAACAUUUAUAGACUACCUAGUUUAGAAUCACCAACUCCAAGAAAUCAUACGAUAGGCACAAAUUUAUCAACAAUUUCAUCACCUUCUUCACCUGUACCUGAAAGACCAACAAGAUCAAAUUUAACAACUGCUAUUACGAAAAAUGAAGCUGAAAUAGAUUCAGAGAUUAAUAGUGAAGAGUCUGGUCCAUCAGAUUCGGAAUUGUCACCAAUUGGACCAAGGAUAUCUACAAGUACUGCAUUAGAUGCUAAACAAAGCAAUAAUAAUGACAAUGAUAUGGACUAUUUUUCUUACCAACACUCAAACAGUUUAGUGAAAUAUGAUGAAAAUCUAGUGAAACCUGCGGCUAAUCAAAAUAAUCUUUAUAAUGAUCAUUUCAACGAUUUGCUUAAACAAUCUUUGCAUGAUUGUAAUGUAACGGAAAAUUUUGAUGAUUGGGUGAAUGUACUUACAGAUGUUUUACAAUCAAUUAAUGAUAUAAAAGUUACUGACACUUUAGACAUUCGUCAAUAUGUGAAGAUAAAGAAAAUUUUAGGUGGUACGAUUGAUCAAACUGAAGUAAUUAAUGGAUUAUUUAUGACGAAUGACGUUGACUCUAAAAAAAUGGCUUCUGAAAUAAAAACUCCAAGAAUUGCAUUACUUAUGUUUCCAAUUGAAUAUUUGAAACAAAAAGAACAAUUUAUAAGCUUAAGAAUCAUCCAUGCACAACAAUCAGUGUAUAUCACGAAUUUGGUAUCGAAAUUGGUUUCUUUAGAACCUGACGUUGUUGUUGUAGGAGAUACUGUUUGUGGUUUAGCUGAGAAAUUAUUAGAAGAUGCCGGCAUUGCUACCAUUUCCAAUGUUAAACCUCAAGUGAUUGAACGUAUAUCGAGAUAUACUAAUGCCGAUAUUUUUCAAUCUGUUAAUGAUUUAUUUUUCAAGAAAGGCAAUUUAGGUGUAUGUGAUGAAUUUAAAGUUAGAAGAUUUAAAUAUGGAAAUAAAAUUAAAACUUUUACUUUCUUCACUGGAACAAAUAAACAAAUGGGUUUUACAAUUUCUUUAAGAGGUGGUAAUGAAGAAUUAUUGGAAAGUAUUAAGUAUUCUGCGGAAACAUUAAUGACUGGAUAUUUAAAUGCAAGAUUUGAAAAAAGUUUAUUUAGUAAUAUGCUUUUAACAUCAAUAAAAGCAGCAAAAGGAAAAGAAUUGGUUGAAAUCAAUAACAAAACUGAGGCUAUACAAAGUGAUGAUCAAUGGCAAUUGAUAGAACCAAAAUUAGAUCGCAACGAAGUUAUUGAUUUUUUGAACUCUUUCAACACGAGAAAGAUUAGUUCAUCUCCAUGUGUUCAAUUCAAUCUUCCAACUCCUUUAGUGAAUGUCAUUGAAGCAUACGUCAAAUAUUUCAAUUAUUACAAAAUCAAUUCAAUCAUUAGAAAUGUUUCUACAGUGGAUAAACUAAAUCCCGCAUGGAAAGAUCAAUUAAAAAUAACUUAUGAAGUGGAUGAUUUACCAUCAAAAGAAGUUGAUUUGUUAAGAAUAAUGAAAUGCUCAAGUGCAAAUUAUUUAAAUUUCCUACUAUCAGAUUUUCAACUACGAUCUCGUAUUUGGUCCAAUUGUUUAAAAUACACCUCAUAUCAAUUAUACCCAAUUUUUCAUCGAAAUAUUCAUCUUUUACAUUCAAUUAUUUCAAUAAAACAUGCAACACCAUGUACUGGACCAAAUAUAGUAGUUGUUGAUUAUUAUACCGAAAAUGAUAAAUGUUUGGGGCUAUUUUUGGAUCAAGUAUUUUAUGAUAGUCAAAAAACAUGUAAUGAAUGUGGAGAAUUAUUAUUGGAUCAUUAUAAAAAUUAUGUUCAUGGUAAUGCUAAAGUAGAUUUAAUAACUGAAAAAUACGAUAUUAGAUUUAAUAGUUCUCAUGGUGAUGAAUAUCAGGGAAAAAAUCAAAGAGUAAUGUGGAGUUAUUGCAAAGAAUGUAAUUACAUAACCCCAAUCAUGGCUAUGAGUGAUGAUACCUAUUAUAUGUCGAUUGGUAAAUAUUUUGAAUUGAUUUUUUAUGGACAAGAUACCCAUGGUGGUUGUCAGCAUGAUUUUUUCAAAUCAUAUGUCAAAUGUUUUGCAUUUAAUGAUUUAGUCAUAAGAUUGGAAUAUUCAAAAAUUGAUACUUAUGAAAUUAUAGUACCUAAGAAGCAAUUAGAGUUUAUUUCUGACAUUGACAUUGAUUUGAAAUUAGAAUCAUUCAGAGCUCUCAAACUAAAAUCUCAAUCAUUUUUUAAUUCAAUUAUGAAAAGAUUAAAUAGAGUUAAAUUAGAUACUUUUGUCAAAGCAAAGGACGGAAAUAAAAGAAUUGGAGAGUUGAAAGAGAAAUUAGAAAAUGACUCCAAACAAAUUCAUCAAAAAUUACAAAGCAUUUAUGAGGAUACUAAAGUUACCAAUUACUUAUCUUUGAAUGUGAUGUACAAGGAUUUGCAAAAGCUAGGAAUAUCUUGGGAUAAUGAGUUUCAAGAAUUUGAAAAAAAGUAUUUACCAAGUGAAAAUGAAGUGAAGAAAAUUACUCAAUUCCACUUACGAAAGUUUUUAAUGGACAAAUAUGUUGAUGACAAGGAAAACUCAGAUGAAGCUGAGGAGGAUCACAAAGAGAAAAAAUUAGAUCAGGACAUAUGUGACACUGAGGAAAAUAUAGAUGAGCAAAAUGGUGAAGAGCAAAAUGGACCGAUUGCUGAAGAUGUAACUGCAACUAAAGACGAUGAUGAAGCGGAGACGAAUGAAAAUCAGAAACUACUCGAACUUCCAGAAUUUGUUCCACGUAAACCAAGGGAACUGUCAGAAGCAAGACAUUCUGAUUCAUCGGUAGAGUCAAAAAUGUUUCCAGCUAGUUCAUUGUACGAACAAAAUUCAAAAAUUUCAGAUAGAAUUCAUAAAUGGGAACAAAGUGCUAAUGAUGUUGCUCAUAGUGGUAACACUUCUUCAACGGAAAUAAUUCCAUUGAGUCAUAGAGGAUCAGAUAGUUCAUUGAAGUCAAUAAAUACAGUUAUACCGUCUCAGAACAAAGUCAUUCAUUUAGCAAACUUUUUUGACAAGAUGUACUAUGAUCAAAUUUCAUUAGAAUUUUCAAAACAGAGAGAGCUUGAAUUGAAAAAGAAAUCUAAACUCAAAGCACAACCUAUACUUGAUAGUAAACCGAUUGUUGAAAUUUAUAAUAAAAUUGAAGAUGUUGUUGGUGGAUCACAAAUUCCUCAAACGGAAAAUAAGAGUACUACCAACGUAGAACCAAGGAAAUCAAUGGAAGGGGAUUUACCUCCGCUGGAAGAGAAGAACGUUUCCGAUAUUGGAACUGCGAAGCAAUUAGAUAUUCCUGAAAAACAAUCAUUGUUGAAAUCGUUAACAAACUUCUGGGCUGACAGAUCUGCUACAUUAUGGGAUCCAUUAGCUUAUCCACUAGAAGCACACGAACACACAUUUGCAGAUUCCGACGUUGUAGUUAGAGAAGACGAACCAAGUUCACUAGUUGCUUUUUGUUUAAGUUCCAACGAUUAUAAACAAAAAAUCAAAACUUCAUUUGUUAAAAGUAAUGACUUAUCAUCCACUACUGGUAGUGGGAACGAAUCGGAAAAUACAUACACAUCUUCGUCUACGAGAGUCAAAUCAGAUGCUAAUGCGACACGUGCAGGACCAUUAAAGAAGAAUAAUUCAAGAAACUUAAAUCAAGUAGUUGAAGAAAUAGAAACUGAGGAUACAGAUGAAGAUGACGACAAAACAGAUGAUGCUGGAAACUCAAAAUCAGAUCAGGAUAAACAACAAGAGAAUCUUAGAAAAGAAUUUUCUUUCGGUUUAAGUUCAAGCAAUGAGAAAAAAGCUCAACAAUUUAGUAAAAUUGAAAGGAAAUUCAAAACCAAGAGAAGCUCCAACAAAGAUGGUACUAAACAGAAUCAAGUUGAAUUUAUAUUGAAUAAGAAAAAAUCCAAUCAUUUAAAAUAUCAAUUUUUUGACGGACAAACUAAUUUAUCAUGCAAAAUAUUUUAUAGUGAACAAUUUGAAGCUUUGAGAGAGAUUUGUGGAGUGAACGAUAAUUUCAUUCAAUCUUUGAGUAGAUGUAUCAAAUGGCAAUCAAGUGGUGGUAAAAGUGGUUCAAGUUUUUUGAAAACUUUGGAUAAUAGGUAUAUCGUCAAAGAGCUAAGCAAGAGCGAAUUAGAAUCAUUUGUAUCGAUAGCUCCAUUUUAUUUCAAAUAUAUUAAUCAAUCGAUGUUUUAUACAUUAACGACAGCUAUAGCCAAAAUAUUCGGAUUUUAUCAAGUUGAAAUCAAGGCCAGCAAUGGGAAAAUUUUUAAAAUGGAUUUUUUGAUCAUGGAAAAUUUAUUUUAUAAUCAUAAGACUACAAGAAUAUUCGAUUUGAAAGGUUCGAUGAGAAAUAGACAUGUACAACAAACUGGUCAAGAAAAUGAAGUAUUAUUAGAUGAAAAUAUGAUUGAAUACAUUUACGAAUCACCUGUAUUUGUAAAAGAACAGCUGAAAAAAUUAUUACGUGGUUGCUUGUUUAAUGAUACUUCGUUUCUUUCAGCAAUGGAUGUUAUGGAUUAUUCGUUAGUUAUUGGAAUUGAUGAUAUGCUGAAAAAAUUGUAUAUUGGUAUAAUUGACUGGUUAAGAACUUUUACAUGGGAUAAAAAAGUCGAGAAUUGGGUCAAGGGUAAUAAUUUAUUGGGUGUUGGAGGUAAUAAAAAAGGUAAAGAUCCAACAAUUGUAACUCCGAAACAAUAUAGAAUCAGAUUUAGAGAAGCUAUGGAGAGGUAUAUAUUGGAAGUCCCUGAUAUUUGGUACGAAGGUAAAUAA
Lodderomyces pseudojiufengensis is the source of this 7452-nucleotide messenger RNA. It is a transcript of the gene FAB1, whose product is annotated as 1-phosphatidylinositol-3-phosphate 5-kinase. The transcript has a single exon. The coding region runs from base 1 to 7452 and encodes 2483 amino acids. Gene Ontology annotation, molecular function: ATP binding; 1-phosphatidylinositol-3-phosphate 5-kinase activity; metal ion binding. The record is from RefSeq and is a predicted model, not a curated record. Gene Ontology annotation, biological process: phosphatidylinositol phosphate biosynthetic process. Lineage: Eukaryota; Fungi; Ascomycota; Pichiomycetes; Serinales; Debaryomycetaceae. Gene Ontology annotation, cellular component: fungal-type vacuole membrane; endosome membrane.